UUAAUCCUCGAAUAAUUCUAUCAAUCUUCGGCUGUACAAGUCAAAAUUCAAACUCCGUAAAACAGAACUCGUCAGUGUUUCCAGAUACUUCUUCCUUCAUCCCAUCAAUAAACUCAUCUCAUCAUAAAACAGCACACAAAACAGCUAAACACAAACAAAACCCAGAAAUCAGAAGAGAGAGAAAGAUGUCGUGCUUGUUUUCCUGCUGCGCAUCUCUUGCGUGCGGGUGUUGCACAUCAGUAGCAUCUGGGAUCACAAAGAAGUCUGCUCGUAUUGCUUAUUGUGGUCUCUUUGGUGCUUCUCUUGUUAUUUCCUGGGUUCUUCGAGAAGUCGCUUCUCCUUUGCUGCAAAAAAUUCCCUUUAUCAAGAGCUCAUAUCAGGGGAUUAACAAUGCUGAUCACACAAAAGAGUGGUACCAGACUAGUACAGUUCUUCGGGUCAGCUUGGGAAAUUUCCUGUUUUUCGUGGUGCUUGCCAUAAUAAUGAUUGGUGUGAAGGACCAGAACGAUCGACGUGAUUCUUGGCAUCAUGGAGGAUGGAUUGGGAAGAUGAUUAUUUGGUUUCUACUUAUCGUGCUCAUGUUUUUUAUGCCAAACGUCAUCGUAGAUAUAUAUGGUAUUCUGUCAAAAUUUGGCGCAGGACUAUUUUUAUUGGUUCAGGUUAUUUUACUAUUGGAUUUCACUUACACAUGGAAUGAUGCUUGGGUUGAGAAAGAUGAGCAUAAAUGGUACAUGGCUUUGCUUGCAGUAUCAGUAGGUUGCUAUAUUGCUGCUUUUACUUUAUCCGGAAUUUUGUUCAUUUGGUUCAACCCUUCUGGCCAAGACUGUGGCCUCAAUGUGUUCUUCAUUGUGAUGACCAUGAUACUUGCUUUUGCAUUUGCUGUCAUUGCUUUGCAUCCAAAGGUGAAUGGAAGCCUCCUUCCAGCCUCAGUAAUUUCUGUCUACUGUGCUUAUGUGUGUUAUACUGGUCUUUCUAGUGAACCUCGUGAUUACAUUUGCAAUGGUCUACAUAACAAAUCCAAAGCUGUUUCCACAAGCACCCUUAUCCUGGGAUUGAUCACAACCGUGCUCUCGGUCUUGUACUCAGCUGUUCGCGCUGGCUCAUCAAAGGCAUUUCUAUCACCCCCCUCAUCUCCAAGAGCAGGUGCUACUAGCCCUCUUCUGAGCCCAGACGACCCAGAAGCUGGUGAAAAAAAAGAUUCGGAAUUCCGUCCUGUCAGUUAUUCAUACACUUUCUUUCAUCUGAUAUUUGCCCUUGCUAGCAUGUACUCAGCCAUGCUUCUCUCGGGAUGGACCAGCUCAUCGGACAGCGCAGAUCUAAUUGAUGUUGGUUGGGCUUCUGUCUGGGUGAAAAUCUGCACAGAAUGGGUGACUGCAGGACUUUACAUUUGGUCUCUUUUGGCACCUAUACUGAUGCCAGAUCGUGAAUUUUUUAGUUAAUUUGUGAGAAUUAUGUUCUCAAUUCUUAUAUAGCUCACCAUGCCUAUCAAUAGCUCGAUUCUCAAACUUUCAUACCAAUGACUUUGGCUUUCGGAACUUGAGAUAGGUAAGAAAGCAUGUACAGUGUUUAGGUCAAGCUUGUGUAAUUAUGCUCUCUCUUAGACCUCAAAUGUUAAAACUAUCCAGUAGAGCAAAUCUUAGACCUCUAAUAACGAUAUGUGUAUAAAUCUAGUGUGUAAGGAAUGUGGUUUGGUUCUUAAAAUUUUGAAUGAAAAUAUUUAGACAAUUUAUAUAUUGACAAUGACAAGUAUGGGUUGCCAGGUGA
Messenger RNA from Chenopodium quinoa (quinoa), 1764 nucleotides. Its product is annotated as serine incorporator 3-like. NCBI's taxonomy places the organism in Eukaryota, Viridiplantae, Streptophyta, Magnoliopsida, Caryophyllales, Amaranthaceae. The record is from RefSeq and is a predicted model, not a curated record. The transcript is spliced from 7 exons. The coding region runs from base 186 to 1439 and encodes 417 amino acids. Gene Ontology annotation, cellular component: membrane.